GUAGUGAAUUUUUCAUCUCAUUGGCUGGCAGACGCUUUUGGCCGGCCACAUGUGACUAGGUUAUGUCGAUGUAAACAAGUCAAAAUUUCAUUUUAAUUUCUUGUGAUCUUUAGAGCUUUAAUCUUAAAGUUUGAGGAUGGCCGCUAAAUUCAAGAAGGGUAGAGACUCGAAGAAAACGAAACAGAAGCCUGUAAAGAAAAAUGUUCAAUACGAAAGCGAUGAGUCCUUAGGUGCUGACGAGAGUGAAGAUCUUCAGUUUGCUUUCAACUUGGGAGGAACCCCUGUGGAAAACGAUGUUGAUGAUGACUAUAUUGAUGACGAUGACGAUGAACAUGACGGCUCUUCAGAGGAAGACGGUGAUGAUGUGUUGGAGACUUUAGAAAAUAAUUUUGAAAAUAAAGAUACCCGCAAGCGAAAAAAUUCCGAGAAUGUGGAUGGAUCUGAUGCAACUUCGUUAAAAAAGAGAAAAAAGAGUAAAACAGCUGAUUUGCAGAAACCCCCUACAGCUCAAGAAGUAGCUCGUUUACGUGAGACUGAAAAUCUCUUUCACUCAAGUCUGUUUCGUCUUCAAAUUGAAGAGAUGAUUGGUGAAAUAAGUAUCAAGAAAAAGCGAAUUUCAUCCUUCAUUGAAUGGUUUUCUUCCUUAAAACAGUGUCUUUCAAAAAUUAAAUCAGGAGAGGUGUUAGAGCUAAUGGAUCAAGACUGGCUUGAAAAUUUGGGUGUAUCAAUUCCUGUAGUUCAAGAACCAUUCUCUUUGAAAGGAUCCUUCAAUUUCAUCCCUCCAUCAUCCAUAUCCAUUGUUGGCUCCCAUGCCAUUGGUUGUAGCCUUGGCCCUCACUUAAAUGUGGAUAUUGCUAUUGAAAUGCCUUCAAAAUGUUUUCAAGGCAGUGAUCACAUAAAUCAUAGGUAUCACCGCAAACGCGCUCUUUACCUUUGCCAAGUGAUUGCUCACCUUAAAGCAAGUGGCAUAAUAUCCAGCAAAGAGGACUUUGUUCCUCGUUUUGAAUUGCCACGAGCAUCUAAUCCUCUUAUACCUGUUGUUGUUGUUGUGCCAACUGGCGCAUUGCAAGGGCGAGCACAGGUACAUUUGCACAUAACAGUCCCAGAGGAGACAUUCAAACUUUCCAAACUAAAUCCAUCCAAAAAUUCUGUGCGGUCAAAGUGGCUUUUUAAUGAGAAGACUGUGAGCGAAGGAAAAGACUAUGCCACACCUAUUCACAACGCAAGUAUUCUAGCUGAUCUUGUUGCAAAACAAAAUGAGACUUUAAAGCUUGAAACACUGGAAGAUUUCAAAAACAUCAAAGAUGGGAUAAUACUUCUCAAAGUUUGGCUCAGGCAAAGGGAGCUUGAUCAAGGAUAUUCGGCAUUUGGUAGUUACCUGAUGACCAUGCUGGUGGUUUACUUGCUGCGCAGUCGGAGGCUCUCCUCUCACAUGAGCAGCUAUCAAGUUGCUCGUACUGUAUGGAAUUUUUUAAAGGAGAGUGAUUGGACUUCUGAUGGAGGUGGCUUGACUCUAUGUGACAAAACUACUGGAGGUGCACCAUCUCUUUCAGAGUUCCAUGAGCAUUAUGAAGUUGUCUUUGUUGAUUAUACUGGUUAUUGCAAUCUUGCCGCUCAUCUUGAUGCAAUAUCUUUUAAAAGAAUCAAAUUAGAGAGUGCAAUGGCUGUACAGUACCUUGACAAUCCAUCAGUUAACAGUUUUCAAGCUCUUUUUAUGAAAACUGCACCUUUCUACAGACGUUUUGAUCACAUUUUAUGCUUUACAAACAUUUCUUCUCUUGAAGAAAUGAACAAGAAGUUUGCAUCAAAAAAAGAAAAGCUUGACAAAGGACAUCAUUCAAUUGGAUUAGCUGCUUAUCUUUUAUUGAAAGUUCUGCAAAAGGGCUUGGGGAAAAGAGUAUCUGAAUGGGGAAUCCAUAUCCCCCAAAAAGUAUCAUGGCAAAUUGCAGAUCAACCAACACCCUCCCAGGGUCCUCUGUUAAUUGGGAUUAAUCUGGAUUCAGAGCAUGCCUAUAGUGUUUUGGACAAAGGUCCACCUGCAGAUAUGCCUCAGGCUGAAGAAUUCCGGAAGUUUUGGGGUGAUAAGUCAGAGUUGCGGAGAUUCCAGGAUGGAAGUAUUUCGGAAGCUGUUGUUUGGCUUUCAGAAAAAGAUAUAACUCUAUCUCAAAGAAGAGUGAUCAAUCGCCAAAUCACUGAAUAUCUUCUUAAAACAAAAUUAGGUUUGGAUACAUCUAAGUGCCUUGUUUAUUUAGCAGACCAAUUGGAAGAAACUUUAGCCUUGACCAAGUGCAAGCCUGCCACAUUUUCAUAUGGCACUGGUGAGGAGGCAACACUGGCGGUACUUUCAGCUUUGGACAAACUAGCUGCUCAGCUUCGGGGCUUGUCUGACCUACCCUUGGAUAUUAGCGGAGUUCAGGGAUCAUCUCCAGUAUGCCGUUAUACAGAUGUAUUCCCACCACUCUCCACUGAUAGCCAUUGUAGGCCUGGAAGAUUUAUAACAAAGGCCAAAGAAAAUUGCAAUGUUUUGGCUGCAAAAGCUCAUUAUUCUCAUGCACCUGAUUAUGUUUCUCCAGUUGAAGUGGUUCUGCAGCUAGCUUUGAGUGGGAAAUGGCCUGAUGAUGCACAGGCUGUGCGUCGAGUUCGCACAGCAUUUGCUAUCCAGAUAGCCGAGAGCUUAAGGACUCAAUGUGGCCUUACUACACAAGCUUUCCCAAAUUAUGUGGAUGUGGUCAAGGAUGGAUUUGUUUUCAGACUGAGAGUGGCCUAUCAGCGAGAGCCUGCCCUAUUACGGCAGUUUGUCAUGCCCGAUGGUAUGGUCAAAAUAGUAGAUAACAAGGAGGCACAAAUUUUAGAAAGAGAGAUCAACUACUUACCUAAAAUAACAAGUUUUUUACACGGCUUGCAUCAACAGCAACCUGCAUUUGGCCCAGCUGCAUGCCUUGCUAAGAGAUGGAUUUCAUCUCACAUGAUACGAUGGAGCCACUUUCCAGAAGAUGCUAUUGAACUUUUGGUGGCCCAUUUGUUUCUCUGUCCAGAACCGUUUUCACCCCCAGCACAGCCUCAGAUUGCAUUUUUGAGAUUCCUUCAUUUAUUGUCAUCAACUAAUUGGCAUUUAGAACCAAUAAUUUUGAACUUCAACAAUGAUAUGAACAGAGAAAUUGUACAAGAAAUCGAGCAUAGAUUCACUUCAGAGCGUGCUCAACUGCCAGCUCUUUUCAUAGCAACCCCCUCUGAACAUCUUAAUUCAUCAUGGACCAAAGAAGCUCCCAGCCUUACAAUUUUGGCUCGAGUUGCUCUCCUGGCGGCAGAGUCCUUGAAAGUAUUGCAAUCAUGUUACUUGACUGAAAGCCAUUUAGAAACCAACAUGUGGAAGCAAAUAUUUAGACCAUCAUUGGACUGUUACAAUAUAAUCAUUCAUUUGAAUCCCAGUAUGAUUUCUCGCAACUCCCAAUGGAUUGAUGCGAAGGUAUCUGAAAAAAUUUUUGCUCUGAAUCCUUAUAAGAAAGGUGACAAUGAGAAAAUACCAGUUGUUGGAUAUGAUGCUGUUCAAUGUUACCUACAGGAUCUGGAGGAGGCAUAUAGUGACUUUGCCAUGUUUUUCCAUGAUCUUUAUGGUGGCAAUGUUAUUGGGGUUGUGUGGAAACCACCUGCAAUGGAGCCCAAAGACUUCAAGAUAAGCCACAUGAAUGGACGGAAACUUGAGGUCAAUCCUACUCAACUUACUCUGAACAAGGAAGCUCUUGUGGAAGACUUUUACAUAUUAGGGAAAGGACUUGUCAAAAGUAUUGAUGUUAAGGAUAGCUCAGUUUAAAAGAGCACCUAAAUAAUAA
This is a messenger RNA of Thrips palmi, 3830 nucleotides long. It is a transcript of the gene Mat89Ba, whose product is annotated as nucleolar protein 6. The coding region runs from base 137 to 3811 and encodes 1224 amino acids. Gene Ontology annotation, cellular component: UTP-C complex; CURI complex; small-subunit processome. The transcript has 18 exons. Gene Ontology annotation, biological process: tRNA export from nucleus; rRNA processing. NCBI's taxonomy places the organism in Eukaryota, Metazoa, Arthropoda, Insecta, Thysanoptera, Thripidae. The record is from RefSeq and is a predicted model, not a curated record.